AUGGUGGUGUUUCAUGACAAGGUGGAGAUUGAGGACUUCCAAUUUAAUGAAAACUCAAAGUCGUAUUUCUACCCCUACCUGUGUGAUGACAACUUUUGUAUUGCCAAGGAGAAUUUGGAGAAUGAGGAAGACAUGGUUACAUGUUCUGCUCUAACUAUGGUGUACAAAGUCAUAGUCAAUGAUUGUGAGAAAGAUCAGUUUAUGUAUGGAGAGACAGUCCCAGCCCCUUCAAACAACACAGAAUUAGCUAAAUACUCACAAAGACCCACAAAAUCCAAAUCAUGGACACCUGGGAAUGAGUCCAGAUGGACAGGUCAGCUGCAGCUUCUUCCCGGGGACAGAGUUCUGUGGCUUACAGCAUCUUUAUGGUGGACCCCUACAUAG
Elephantulus edwardii (Cape elephant shrew) is the source of this 384-nucleotide messenger RNA. RefSeq names its product DPH3 homolog. The coding region runs from base 1 to 384 and encodes 127 amino acids. The record is from RefSeq and is a predicted model, not a curated record. Lineage: Eukaryota; Metazoa; Chordata; Mammalia; Macroscelidea; Macroscelididae. The transcript has 3 exons.